ACCUAAUCCUAUUCGUCGUCGUUUGCAAUGUUUACAUGUGCUUAAUGCUUUUCAUGCAGAAUUCUUCGGAGUAAUUGAUCAGUUUAGAAAACGUCUAUAAGAAAUAAUGGGGAAAAAUAAGAAAACGCGUAAAGUUGUAAUGCAGAGAUUUGCUCAAAUGAAAAGGAUGAUUAGUCUGAGUGAUUCACGAAUAAAGCCAGAAAAGCGAUUGCCAUCGAAGAAAACUCCGAAAGAGGAUAAGACUAAAAUAAAAGUUACAGAAACGCCACAGCAAUCCUCUGCAUUAUUCUUUCAAUAUAACACACAACUUGGACCACCAUACCAUAUUUUAAUUGACACAAACUUUAUUAACUUUUCUAUUAAAAAUAAAUUAGAUAUAAUAGAAAACAUGAUGGAAUGUCUCUAUGCAAAGUGUAUACCAUAUAUAACUGAUUGUGUAAUGGGUGAGUUGGAGAAGCUUGGACAAAAGUAUAAAUUGGCAUUGAAAAUUAUCAAGGAUUCGCGAUUCGAAAGAUUAAAAUGUAUGCAUAAGGGAACCUAUGCAGAUGAUUGUCUUGUAAACAGAGUAACACAACAUAAAUGUUAUAUUGUUGCAACAAAUGAUAAAGAUUUGAAAAGAAGAAUUCGGAAGAUACCAGGUGUGCCAAUAAUGUACAUAUCUCAGCAUAGAUUUACAAUAGAAAGAAUGCCGGAUGCUUAUGGUGCACCCAAGAGAUAA
This is a messenger RNA of Mycetomoellerius zeteki, 718 nucleotides long. RefSeq names its product FCF1 rRNA-processing protein Bka (gene Bka). Bases 107 to 718 code for a protein of 203 amino acids. The record is from RefSeq and is a predicted model, not a curated record. The transcript has 5 exons. Gene Ontology annotation, cellular component: small-subunit processome. NCBI's taxonomy places the organism in Eukaryota, Metazoa, Arthropoda, Insecta, Hymenoptera, Formicidae.